Blastocystis hominis is the source of this 1830-nucleotide messenger RNA. RefSeq lists its product as hypothetical. The coding region runs from base 1 to 1830 and encodes 609 amino acids. The record is from RefSeq and is a predicted model, not a curated record. The transcript has a single exon. Lineage: Eukaryota; Bigyra; Opalinata; Blastocystidae.
AUGAAUAAUACUUUUGGCAAAACAUAUGCUGAAACAACGCAAAGAAUAUGCAAUAUUCCUAGUAUUUAUGAAACUACAUUGAGCAGUGUUCGACUUAACGAUAUAACAAAUAAAGAGAAUAAAUUCAAACAGAUUGGCGAUAUCAACGACAGUAAAUAUGAUUUGGGAGUGGAUGGAGCGUUCGGUCAUUAUUCGAUUUUGUUUAUUAUUCUUUAUUUAUGUAGGGGAGAAACAGAUGAUGAUGGCAAAGUGAUUGAUGAAUUUAUUACUGAUGAAGUAUUGAGAAAUGGAAAGGAAGUGAAUGGAGAAAGAUUCUCACCAAUUGCUAAAUUAGGGCCACGGGUUGUAAACGGAAUAGCAAAAGGAAAAGGAUUUAACAUUCGUUAUGCUUAUGAUUACAAAACUGCAAUUGAGGAAUUGUCAAGUGGCAGAUAUCGAAUGACAUAUAUUACUUGUUCUCCUGGAGAUGGAAUCAUGGCAAAAGAGUGUGAUAAGGAUGUGGAUCAAUAUGUAUAUAAUUUUGUGAGUUGUGUACAUGAAUUCAACAUGAGAGGAGGCGGUGUAUUCUGGUUCUUGGAGAACUAUCCUUACACUUAUGAAGCUGAUCUGUACUUUAAGACAUUCUAUGGAUUUGAAGCAGUUGGGGACAAAGACAAAAACAUCAAAGGAGGUAAAGUAAUGAAACGAGUGAACAGUGAAACACCAAAAGCAGGUCAGUUCAUUACCAUUGGAGGAAAAGCAACAGAUCUUUUCAAUUUAUCUCACUUAGAUUUUGGAAUUGUGAGCAUUUUUGAAGGAAGAACGCUGUGUACGUUGAACGAAAAGAAACUAAUAGAUAAAGGAUUCCGUGUAUUUGCAAGAGAAAGUGAAGGAAAUGCUACGAUUAUGGUGAAAGAAAAGAGGGCUGAAGGCAAGGAAGGUCGAAUCAUAAUUGAUACCGCUGCCUCCAAACUGUUUUUGGAGUUUACCGAAGAUGGAACAGCGCGAUGGAUCAGCAAUGCUGCGGUUUGGUUGUGUAACACAGAGCAAUUUGAAGCAGAUCGAUUCUUGGAUCCUAGUGUGACUUCUGGUAUUAAAAUGGACGGAAUAAGACUGCCUGGAUUAAGACCAAUGGAGAAACGAGUAUUUGUGAGUAAUAGGCCGCGUCAGACAAAUUUCUGCAUGAGUAUUGUAAUGGACACAACAGGAUCGAUGUAUACCUAUUUAGAAGAAACCAAAAAGAACAUUGUCCAGAUUCUUGAUACCCUAAAGCAAGUAAGUAAAGACCAUAAUCUUCCUGAAGGAGGAAUUGUUGCACAGGUCGUACAGUACAAAGAUUAUGCAGAUACAAUGUAUGGUGAAACUGCUGAGUAUAUCACGAAUGAUAUUAGCAGAUUGAAAAACAAAUUGGAGUCAUUUGAAGUGGAUGGUGGAAAUGCUGGAAUGGAUUGCGAUUAUGGGUGGUGCGAGGAUGUUCAAGGAGGAUUGAUACGAGCUUUGGAGCAGAUGAAGAAACCUCCAUACAAUACAUAUAAUCACUUGAUUCUAAUAGUUGGAGAUUAUCCCAAUCAUGGAGAUCAUCCUGAUUGUGGAAUCACUCAUACUUUAAAAGGUGAGAGUAUUGAUGGGCUUUGGAAUAACAUUUAUCGAGAUAUUCGGUCUUUUUCCAGUAUCAGAGUGAUGUUUAUGCCAACUGGUGAUGCAACAAUUACAUAUACGAUGGAACGGAUGCAAUCAAUGCUAACCUCCAAAAUAGUGGAUAGUACUAUCAUAACUUCCGAGACUAACUAUGUGGAAGUUAUUAAGCAAACUGCUGUUAACGAGUACAAGCGGAUUAUUGGUAUUUCUUGA